CACCGGAAACUGGUGUCACAGCAGAAAGAGCCCGAGUCCAGCGGUGUUUUUGAAGCGUAUUGUUGCAACUUUUUCGAUGUUUCUCGCUGUUAAUUUAAAUUAAUCGAUCAAAGAUGUUUGCUGGACUGCCUGAAUUGGGAAUAUCCAAUGGCGAGGACCUCAAAGAAACGCUCACAAACUGCACAGAGCCUUUGAAAGCUAUUGAUCAAUUCCAGACGGAGAAUGGCAUUCUGCUGCCGACCCUGCAGUCCGCCCUGCCGUUCUUGGACCUUCACGGCACGCCGCGGCUUGACUUCCACCAGUCGGUGUUCGACGAACUCCGAGACAACCUAACGGAGAGAGUGGCCGUCAUAGCAGAGGGAAAGGAGGAGGACCGAUUUGGGAAGCUGGAGGAGUUGUUGGAGAAGAGCUUUCCAUUGGUCAAGAUGCCCUCAAUUCAGCCAGUGGUCAUGCAGGUGCUGAAACAUCUACCAAAGGUGCCGGAGAAGAAGCUGAAGAUGGUGAUGGCGGACAAGGAGCUGUACAAGGUGUGUGGCGUGGAGGUGAAGCGGCAGAUCUGGCAGGACAACCAAGCGCUGUUCGGGGACGAGGUGUCACCGCUGCUCAAGCAGUACAUCGUGGAGAAGGAGGGGGCGCUGUUCAGCAACGAGCUCUCGGUCCUCCACAACUUCUUCAGCCCCUCGCCCAAAGCCCGGCGCCAGGGAGAGGUGGUUUUGAAGCUGACCCAGAUGAUCGGGAAGAACGUGAAGCUGUACGACAUGGUGCUGCAGUUCUUGCGCACGCUGUUCCUGCGCACGCGCAACGUGCACUACUGCACGCUGCGUGCCGAGCUGCUCAUGUCCCUGCACGACCUGGACAUCAGCGAGAUCUGCUCUGUGGACCCCUGUCAUAAGUUCACCUGGUGCCUGGACGCCUGCAUCAGGGAGAAGUUUGUGGACGUCAAACGAGCCAGAGAACUGCAGGGCUUCCUGGAUGGCGUUAAGAAAGGACAGGAGCAGGUUCUAGGGGACUUGUCCAUGAUCCUGUGCGACCCGUUUGCCUGCAACACUCUGGUUCUGAGUACAGUCCGGAACCUGCAGGAGCUCAUCAGUCAGGACACCCUGCCCAGAGAGAGCCCAGACCUGCUGCUGCUGCUGAGGAUGCUGUGUCUAGGACAGGGCGCAUGGGACAUGAUUGACAGCCAGGUGUUUAAAGAGCCCCGACUGGACCCGGAGGUGGUGACACGCUUCCUGCCAGCCAUGAUGUCGGUGGUGGUGGAUGACCAUACGUUCACGGUGGACCAGAGACUCCCCGGGGAGGAGAAGAACUCCCCUGCCUACCCCACAGCCCUGCCCGACUCCUUCACCAGGUAUCUGCAGGAGAACCGUGUGGCCUGUGAGAUGGGGCUCUACUUCGUCCUCCACAUCACCAAACAGAGGAACAAGAACGCCCUGCAGAGGCUUCUUCCCGCUCUUGUGGACACACACAAUGACAUGGCCUUCGGGGACAUCUUCCUGCACCUGCUGAGCGGCCACCUGACCCUGCUGUCAGACGAGUUCGGAUCCCAGGAGUUCUGCUCCGUCAUCUUUGACCGCUUCCUCCUCACCUCCUUCUCAAGUAAGGAGAACGUUCACCGCCACGCGCUGCGCAUGCUGCUCCACCUCCACCACAAGGUCCUGCCCUCCCUGAUGGAGACCCUCGUGAAGACUCUGGAGCCCCCCAAACAGCAGAGCAGUGAGCCAGUGAAGGAACUUUUCAAUCAGCUGACGGAAAAGCUGGAGGCCCAGAAGAAGAGCCCGCCCCAGCCAGAAGAAGCCCCGCCGUCUCUGGACCUGGGCCUCCACCCAGUCACAGUUCCCACGACGACCCCGACGACCACCGCUGCGCUCUGAGAGAGGGAGAGAGAGAGAGUCCCAUUGUAAAUAGACCUCCAUUGGACUGAACGGACAUUUUGACAUGUUUUCAUACUCGUACUGCAUUCCUGAGUUGGCCAACAGGGAUUGGUUAGUUAAGCACCUAGAAGGGCUGGUGAACCAUUUUUUUAAAGGAGACAUAUUACACCAUCAGGCGUGAGUGUGAUUAGCCUUACAAGCCGGUUCGAAAAUCUGCCCCAUCUGACAUCACUAGUGGGCGUGUCCACCUAGAUCUGUGCUGGAUAGUUCAGUCUACCAGCCUACCUAGUGGACUGAAGUAAAAGUUGCUCAUCUAUCCAGCACAGAUCUAGGUGGACACGCCCACUAGGGAUGUCAUAUCGGGCAGAUUUUCGAAACGGCUUGUAAGGCUAAUCACACUCACACCCGGUGGUAUAAUAUGUCUCCUUUAAUUAAAUGUGUGGUUUGGAAUUAUUAUUAUUAUUAUUUAGGGCCAAAUAUAUUUUUCAGAUGUUGUCAGGCCCAUAUUCUCUGCAAUUGGUCUUGUUUAAAAAGCAAAAGUUGCCUUGCAAGAAAAACUCUGUAAAUAAAUAUAUUGUUGCGAAAAACCUUUUAAUAAUCUAACAUAAUUCUACCCGAAUCCAUUCCUUAUUUUGAGCCAAGCUAUCCCUUGUUUGUCUCCAUCUUCUUAGGAUCGUUAAGCUCCUCUUUGUUUGUCUCCUCCUCGUUAGGCUCGUUAAACUCCUUGUUUGGCUCCACCUCGUUAGGCUCGUUACGGUGCUUGCUUGGUUUCACAACGUUGGGUUUGUUAAGCUCCUCCUUGUUUGUCUCCUCGUUAUGCUCGUUAAACUCUCGCUUCUCAUAAAUAUCCUCGUUAGGUUCCUUAUUUCCUCUCUUCUGCCUGCUAGCUUACUCAAUCCUACAGAGGCAGUUCCUUGUGAGAGUCAACCAUAAACAUAUAUACAUUGACUUCUCCGACCCAUAGCUGCGUAACUAAAGUAAAAUGUGUAGCUGAGGUUUUUCUGGAUGAAAAGCACUAACGUUUACAUUUCUUCAAUGAUGAGUAUAUACAUAAAAAAAAUUAUAUAUAUUUGAUAUAAAAAAAGGGUUGUGAGAAAUCUCCCACAAUGCGAAAAAUAAUUAAAUAGAGAAUCAAGAAGAAAUCCUAGGCAAGAUGGCGGCGAAAGAUGCGACAGGAUGGAUAACCACAAAUGUUAGUGUUUUCUUCGUUAAUAAACGUUACUAAAAGAAUUAUGACCAUCGCAUAAUCAUUAU
Messenger RNA from Gadus chalcogrammus (walleye pollock), 3125 nucleotides. RefSeq names its product negative elongation factor complex member B (gene nelfb). The transcript is spliced from 13 exons. Gene Ontology annotation, biological process: negative regulation of transcription elongation by RNA polymerase II. Bases 114 to 1871 code for a protein of 585 amino acids. Gene Ontology annotation, cellular component: NELF complex; nucleus. The record is from RefSeq and is a predicted model, not a curated record. NCBI's taxonomy places the organism in Eukaryota, Metazoa, Chordata, Actinopteri, Gadiformes, Gadidae.